Molecule: messenger RNA, 2825 nt
Organism: Nerophis lumbriciformis (worm pipefish)
Lineage: Eukaryota; Metazoa; Chordata; Actinopteri; Syngnathiformes; Syngnathidae
Biological process (GO): regulation of gene expression
Cellular component (GO): nucleus
Source: RefSeq, a predicted model, not a curated record
UGGCGGACUGAGUGUUCUGUGUGGCGUUCCAGGCUAGUUUCCGAUUUACGAUCUGUAACGUUAUACAUUCAAGCCAAUAUGGCUACAAAUCUGGUUUUUGUAAAGCUCACGUAAUACAAGUUGAGUUUAGAGCGAUGGAGUGUUACCUAAAGUGAGGAAUGACGACAUAAUAGAAGAUGGACUAUGCUAAGAUGGCGACGUCUGGUAGAAGAAAACGUGAAAGAGAAUCAGCGUCAACAACUUCCAGCACAUUCUCAACGGAGAUAAAGACCAGGACUGUAAAUAAAGACGUCCAGCAGCUGAUUGGUCAUCAAGAAGAACUUCUCACUCUGUCAGGAGGGAGCUCCACUUUGAAGCCGGAGACUCCACAGCCACCCCACAUUAAAAAGGAAGAGGAGGAACUCUGGAUCACUCAGGAGGGAGAGUGUCUUCUAGGACCGCAUGAGGCUGAUCUCACCAAGUUGCCUCUGACUAUUGUAUCUGUGAAGAUUGAAGAUGAUAAAGAGAAACCACAAGUAGACAACCCCUUAGCUCCACUAUCAGAUAGUGAGGCUGAAGACGAGGUUGGACAACAUUUACACAGCGAUACAGACUGUGAAGACGUCCAGCAGCUGUUUGGUCAUCCAGAAGAACUUCCCCAUCAGUCAAGAGGGAACUCCACUUUGAAGCAGGAGACUCCACAACCACGCCACAUUAAAAAGGAAGAGGAGGAACUCUGGAUCACUCAGGAGGGAGAGUGUCUUCUAGAACCGCAGGAAGCUGAUCUCACCAAGUUGCCACUGACUGUUGUCUUUGUAAAGACUGAAGAUGAUGAAGAGAAACCACAACCAGACAACCUCCUAGCUCCACUAUCAGAUUGUGAGGCUGAGGACAAGAUUGAAGAACCAUUGAGCAGUGGUACAGACUGUGAAGGUGAUUUUAUGACUCAAACUAACAACAAACACUUUGAAUGCUCUAAAAAGAAAAAAGGUAAAAAACGUUUGAGCAGCUCAGUUUGGGCUAAAAACUUUUCUAAACAGAGCAAUUUGACUGAUUACACGAGAACACACACAGUGGAAAAAACAUUUACCUGUACGGUUUGUGGCAAAAGCUUUUCCCGAAACAGCUUUUUGACUGCACACAUGAGAACACACACAGGAGAAAAACCAUUUAACUGCUCAGUUUGCUGUAAAAGCUUUUCUAUGAAGUGCAGUUUGACUGAACACAUGAGAACACACACGGGAGAAAAACCAUUUAAUUGUUCAGUUUGUGCUAAAUUAUUUACUAGCAAAAGCAAUUUGACUCAACACAUGAGAACCCACACAGCAGAAAAACCAUUUAGUUGUUUAGUUUGUGGUAAAAGCUUUCCCCAAAACGGAUACUUGGCUGCACAUAUGAGAACACACACAGGAGAAAAACCAUUCAACUGUUCAGUUUGUGGUAAAAGCUUUUCCAUGAAGUGUAGUUUGACUGAUCACGUGAGAACGCACACGGGAGAAAAACCAUUUAACUGUUUAGUUUGUGCUAAAUGUUUUUCUAGCAAGAGCAAUUUGACUCAACACAUGAGCAUACACACAGGAGAAAAACGAUUUAGUUGUUCAGUGUGUGCUAAAAGAUUUCCCCAAAACAGUUAUUUGACUGCGCACAUGAGAACGCACACAGGAGAAAGACCAUUUAACUGCUCCGUUUGUGAUAAAAGCUUUUCUCAAAAGAGAAAUUUGAUUCAACAUAUGAUAACACACACUGGGCAAAAACCAUUUAAUUGCUCAGUUUGUAGUAAAACCUUUUCUCAAAAGAUCAGAUUUACUCAACACUUGAGAACACACACUGGAGAAAAACCCUUCAAUUGUUCAGGUUGUGUUAAAAGCUUUUUUACCAGACAAGGUUUGACUAAACAUAAAAUGAAACACAAUGGAGAAUGAACAUUUAAUUGGGCAGUUUGCAGUAAAAUAAUAAUUUUUAAUGCAGAUGCAUUAGGACACAUAAGAACACACACGGGAGAAUACCCAAACAGUUGUUUAGUUUGUGGUGUAUUGCUGAUAUGUGGCGACAUUCUUCCAAACCCAGGACCUCAUCAAAAUAAGCCCAAGUUUCUUACACAUACCGUACAUUAAAAUGUUGAGGUGAGAAGUUAUUCCAUGGUGUGAAAAAGUGUUUUCCCCCUUCCUGAUUUCUUGUUGUUUUAUUGUAUAUUGGUCACACUUAAAUGUUUCAGAUAAUCAAACCAAUUGAAUUUUUAGUCAAAGUCUAUUAAGUGAACACAAAUGUUGUUUUUAGAUGAAGGCUUCUAUUGUUAAGGAAGAAAACAAAUUCAAACCUCAUUGGCCUUGUGAGAGAAAGUGAUUGCCCCUAACUGUUCGGUUUCUCUUGCCACACCCAGGCCUGAUUACUGCCACGCCUGUUCUCUACCCAGAAAUCACUUAAUAGGACAAAGUGAAGUAGACCAGAAGCUAGACAUCGUGCUGAGAUCUAAAGGAAUUCAGGAACAAAUGACGUAGAAUGUAAUUGAGAUCAAUCAUCUGGGAAAAGGUAAUAAAACCAAUUCUAAAACUUUGAGACUUGAGCAAACCACAGCAAGAGCCAUUAUCCUCAAAUAGAGGAAACGUGGGACUGCAGUAAACCUUCCCAGAAGUGUCCGGCCAACCAAAAUUACCCCAAGAGCACAGUAAAGACCCAAAGGAAACCAGGACAACAUCUAAAGAACUGCAGGCCUCCAUUGCCUUAUUUAAAGGGGAACAUUAUCACCAGACCUAUGUAAGCGUCAAUAUAUACCUUGAUGUUGCAGAAAAAAGACCAUAUAUUUUUUUAACCGAUUUCCGAACUCUAAAUGGGUGAAUUUUGGCGAA